AUGGCUCUGUUUCGCGCGCGGCUCGGCGGGUUCUUAGCGGGAUUCGCGGUGGCGUCGGCAGGAGCGAUGUACCUGCUACAACGAGAUCUCUUAGCGAGUCAUAAAGUGCUCACGGAGCAGGCGGAGGGGUACAUUGCUGCAGUGGAGGCUCGCUUGGCCCGUCUGGAGAAUCUGACGGCUUCCCUGGCGGAUGCACACUCACACAGCCACCAGGCUGCUGCCGAGGGCACUCACAUGCGUGAGUGUCCUAUGCUGAUUGGCCACAUGCGUGAGUGUCCUAUGCUGAUUGGCCACAUGCGUGAGUGUCCUAUGCUGAUUAACCACAUGCGCUCACAUCCCCAUCUGUUCCCUCUCACGUUUACUUGCAUGGGCUAG
Messenger RNA from Closterium sp. Naga37s-1, 375 nucleotides. The record is from the annotation of a GenBank genome assembly. Lineage: Eukaryota; Viridiplantae; Streptophyta; Zygnematophyceae; Desmidiales; Closteriaceae.